Messenger RNA from Tetrahymena thermophila SB210, 1365 nucleotides. RefSeq names its product rab-GTPase-TBC domain protein. NCBI's taxonomy places the organism in Eukaryota, Ciliophora, Oligohymenophorea, Hymenostomatida, Tetrahymenidae. The record is from RefSeq and is a predicted model, not a curated record. The transcript has 2 exons.
AUGGCCGCAAAAGCUGCAUUUAAAAAAAAGUAAGAAGAAGAAUACGAUUAUGAUCAGUAUGGCUUUUAUCUUCCUCUUUCAAAAAUUAGCAUGUAAAGUGAUAAAAAAGAACUGAAAAAAGUUAAUGCGAGAGUUGAGAAAUGGAGAAAAAUGCUACCAAAUAUUGAAUAGCUAAUUUAAAGUAAAAAUGAGAAAUUAAAAACUAGAAUUAGAAAAGGAAUUCCUGAUGGAAUCAGACUGAAAGUUUGGCCCCACCUUGGCCAAAUAGAAGCACUUAAAAAAAAAUAUAUUAACUAGGGAUAUAACUACCUCAUCAAGCAAGCUGACUUUCCUUAUGAAACAGAUAUUGAUGCGGAUUUGAACAGAACCUUUCCAAAUCAUUAACUCUUUAGAGAUUAAAAAAAUACUGGAAUAGAAUCUUUGAAAAAUGUAUUAAAAGCCGUCUCCUUAACUCAUGAAGAUAUGGGAUAUUGCUAAGGAUUAAAUUUCAUAGCAGCUGCAUUUAUGAUUUAUAUUAAUGAUGAAGAGUCCUAUUAUAUGAUUAUAAGUCUUUUAGAAAAUUAUGAUUGUAAAAAAAUGUAUGAAGAUGUAGCUAGUAUCAGAAAAUAGUUGUUUGUGCAUGACCAUUUGGUAAAAAAAUUUUUGCCAGAUAUUAGUGAACAUUUCCAAAAUUAUGGCAUUGAAUCAAUAACAUUUGGAACAAGCUGGUAUAUGACUCUCUUUAGUUCUGUUUUGCCAUUCUAAUAUUUUUUAAGAAUUAUGGAUAUAUUCUUCUUUGAAAAAUGGAAAAUAGUUUAUAGAGUUGCUUUAGCUAUGCUUAAACUUAAAAAAAAGAGACUUCUAAAUGCUAAAUCUUUCGAAGAAGUAUUUUUAGUACUCAAAGACUUUUCAGAGUAUGAAAACAAUAUAAUUGAUCAAGAUAAAUUCUUUAAAAUUGCUUGUAAAGAUUUCAUAUUUUCGAAAACCUUAAUUGUAGAAUUGGAAUAGCAAUAUGAUGCUCUCAAUCCUCCUAAUGAAAAUAAAAAGAAAAAUAGACCUCUUCAGGCAAGAGCAAAAGAAAGUGAAAAACUGAUGCUAGAAGAUUAAUAAAAAAUAUUAGAAUAAUAGCAAUAGGCCAACAUUAAUUUUUCUCAAAAUGAAAAUAUUGAAGAAAAAAAAGAUUAAAACGAAAACAUUUUCUAGAUUUAAGAAUAAUAAAUCGAAAAUCUUACUAAGUUCCAAGUAAAGGAAAGUAGUUAGUUAAAAAAUUUAAAGUAAGAGUUACAGCUUCAACAUAAACCCUCAAGCGAGUCUAAUGGAAACCUUUCUCCCUCAUAUACUAAUGAAAAUAAAGAAUAAUUUACUAUUCCUAAAUUAUAUGAAUGA